Maniola jurtina (meadow brown) is the source of this 4802-nucleotide messenger RNA. It is a transcript of the gene Cand1, whose product is annotated as cullin-associated NEDD8-dissociated protein 1. NCBI's taxonomy places the organism in Eukaryota, Metazoa, Arthropoda, Insecta, Lepidoptera, Nymphalidae. Gene Ontology annotation, biological process: SCF complex assembly; protein ubiquitination. The transcript is spliced from 24 exons. Bases 216 to 3980 code for a protein of 1254 amino acids. The record is from RefSeq and is a predicted model, not a curated record. Gene Ontology annotation, cellular component: nucleus.
GCAUAGAUUUAUAGAUUAACCAAGAGAUUAUAAACCACUAUCAAAUUUGGAAGCAUAGUUUUUCGAUUAUUUCGGUGGCAAAUAGGUUGUUUUUCAUACUGUUUCAAAUGAGUGCAAUUCGCUAUCUAUUUAAUAAAAAAUAGGCCUUUACAUGUUUUUCUAUUGUUAGGUAUAUUAGUACUGUUGUCACUUGUCGCAAACAAAAUCUUGUCAAAAUGGCUAAUGUAUCCUAUCAAAUCGCAAAUCUUCUCGAGAAGAUGACAUCCAACGACAAAGACUUCAGGUUUAUGGCUACAAACGAUCUGAUGACUGAGUUACAAAAAGAUAGCAUAAAGCUUGACGAUGACUCUGAAAGAAAAGUCGUAAAAAUGCUUCUGCGUUUGCUUGAGGAUAAGAACGGAGAAGUGCAAAAUUUAGCUGUGAAGUGUCUUGGUCCAUUGGUGAACAAAGUUAAGGAGUAUCAAGUAGAAGGCAUAGUUGAGACUCUAUGCGUUAACAUGCUUUCUGACACUGAACAACUGAGGGACAUAAGUAGCAUUGGCUUAAAGACUGUUAUCUCUGAACUACCUUUGGGCUCAAACACACUUGCUGCAAAUGUGUGUAAAAAAAUCACUGGAAGAUUAAGUAGUGCUAUUGAGAAGCAAGAAGAUGUGUCUGUUCAACUAGAGGCAUUGGAUAUAUUAGCAGACCUUCUCAGCAGAUUUGGUGGAUUACUGAUAUCAUUCCACCCAAUGUUAUUAAAUUCUUUACUUCCUCAACUAGCUUCUCCACGACAAGCUGUACGAAAACGUACAAUAGUGGCAUUGUCACACCUGGUGAUGUCCUGUAAUGCGUCUCUGUACAACAAACUCAUUGAUCACCUGCUGGAGGGGCUCAGCACAUCAACAUCGUCCAGUGUCAGUCGUACACACAUUCAAUGUAUUGCAUCUGUUUGUCGUCAAGCUGGGCACAGGUUUGGAGUUCAGUUGUGGAGAGUGGCGCCGCAAGUUCUGAAGCACUCGACGGAUGCGGACGAGGAGCUGCGUGAACACUGUUUGCAGGCACUGGAGGCAAUCGUGCUCAAGUGUCCCAAAGAAGUUCAACCUCAUAUUCCAACCAUUAUUGAGCUAUGUCUGAAAAUGAUCACGUAUGAUCCGAACUACAACUAUGAGGAUGACGAGGAGGGCGGAGGCGAGGAUGAAGAGAUGGAGGAUGAAUCUUUUGAGCCCGACGCGUACCCCGAGUCCGACUCGGAGGAAUACUCAGAUGAUGACGACAUGUCAUGGAAGGUAAGGCGAGCGGCAGCUAAGUGCCUGGAAUCGGUUAUAUCAACUCGUCACGAACUGCUAGCAGAAAUGUAUCAAACUGUCUCACCCGCUUUAAUUGCUCGAUUUAAAGAGCGUGAGGAGAACGUGAAAUGCGAUAUCCUGAGUGCCUACACAGCGCUGCUGCGUGCGACGCGGCCGCCGCCCGCCCUGCAGGCGAACAUCGCGCCCAGCGAAAACUCGCCGCAGGCUUUGUUGCUGCAGCGGGUGCCCGGACUGGUGCGCGGCGCUCUGCGCGUGAUCCGCGGUCGCAGCGUGCGUGCGCGCGCCGGCGCGCUGGCGCUGCUACGCGAGCUGCUGGCGGCCGCGCCCGGCUGCUUGGCUGACCACGCCGCACGCGUCAUCCGCGCGCUCACUCCGCCCUUGACCGAUAAAGGCACGGCUUCGUCGAUGAAGAUUGAGACACUGGUGUUCGUGGUGUGGCUGGUGCGCGGCCACAGCGCGGACGCGAUGCGGCCGCACGUGGCGGCGCUGCUGCCCGCCGUGCUCGCGUGCGUGCAGGACUCGUUCUACAAGGUCACUGCGGAGGCUCUGCGCGUGCUGCAAACCCUCGUCAAAGUGAUGCGCCCUCUAGAGAGCAUAGAAAACAUUGACGGCGCGGUGUCGCCGCCCGCGGAGGAUCUGCAGAGUUUCGUGCCCGCCAUGUACGAGUGCACGCUGGUGCGGCUCCGAGCCACGGACAUGGACCAGGAGGUCAAGGAGCGUGCUAUUGCUGCGUGUGGACAACUCAUCUGCCACUUCGGAGACUACCUGGAGAAUGAACUUCCAGUGUGUCUACCAAUAUUUUUGGAAAGAUUACGUAAUGAAAUAACUAGGCUGACCACUGUAAAAGCCCUAACGAAAAUAGCCUCCUCUCCACUGCGUAUCGACUUGCGGCCUAUAUUGUCAGAUGUUGUUCCUAUACUUGGAUCCUUUUUGAGGAAGAACCAGAGAGCCUUGAAACUAUCUACUUUGGUGUUGUUGGAUACUCUUGUACAAAACUAUAGCAAUGCUAUAAGCAUAGAACUUUUAAGUAAGGUGCUUAUGGAGGUACCCGCGCUGGUGUGCGAGGCGGACUUGCAUUGCGCACAGACGGCGCUGGCGCUGGUGCGCGGCGCGUGCGUGCGCUGCCCCGCCGCGCUCACGCCCGACGCGCGCAACGCUCUCACCCCCAACAUACUCACGCUCGCGCGUUCGCCGCUCUUGCAAGGCGGUGCUUUAAAGGCGAUGGUCGGGGUGCUCUCGGCGUUAGUGACGGCCGACGUGGCCGGCUGCUCGCGCCGCGAGUUGCUGGCGCUUCUAGUCGCGCCCGUGCACGCCAACGCCGACCACGCGGCCACCCCGCACCACAUCAAACAGGCGUACCAUUCGUUGGCUAAAUGUGUGGCGGCGGUGGUGGUGUCGAGCGGCUCGGACGGCUCGGACGCGCUGGACAUCACGCGCGGCUUCCUGCGCGACGCGCUGCAACCGCACUCCGAUACUCAGCACAUGUUCGCGCUUCUGGCCUUGGCCGAGAUCGGCAGACAUCUAGAUUUAAGCUCCAUACCCAACUUGAAGGAGGUGCUAUUGUCGUCGUUCGCGCCGUCGUCGGAGGAGGUGAAGUCGGCGGCGAGCUACGCUCUUGGUUCCGUGGCGGUGGGCAACCUGCCCGAGUUCCUGCCCUUCAUACUCAACGAGAUCGAGGCCCAGCCCAAGCGCCAGUACCUGCUUCUACACUCACUUAGAGAGAUAAUUGCAUGUGAGUCUUGCACACCUGAGGGAGUAGAAGCUUUGAGGCCUUUCAUACCCGAGAUUUGGGUUCAGUUGUCAAAGCAUUGCCAAUGUGCGGAGGAAGGAUCUCGUAAUGUGGUUGCCGAAUGUUUAGGAAAAUUAUGUCUAUUAGAACCCAAAGACUUGUUGCCGCAUUUGAAAGAGUUCCUAAAAUCACCCGAGCCACUCACUAGAACAACUGCUGUAACAGCUGUUAAGUUCACGAUCUCAGAUCAGCCUCAAGCGAUAGACGGUAUGCUACGCGCUUGUAUGGCAGAGUUGUUGGUGCCUUUGCGCGAUACCGAGCUAGGCGUGCGACGCGUGGCGCUCGUCGCCUUCAACUCCGCGGCGCACAACAAGCCCUCGCUCGUGCGUGACCUGUUGCCGGACCUGUUGCCUACCAUCUACGCUGAGACCAAAGUCAAGAAAGAGCUUAUCCGAGAAGUAGAAAUGGGUCCAUUCAAGCACUCUGUGGAUGACGGACUGGACUUACGCAAAGCGGCGUUCGAGUGCAUGUACACUUUACUUGGCACGUGUCUGGACCGGCUCGAUGUGUUCGAGUUUUUGCGCCACGUGGAGGACGGCCUCCGCGACCACUACGACAUCAAGAUGCUCACCUAUCUGAUGUGCGCUCGACUCGCGCAACUGUGUCCUGCCGUUGUGUUACAGAGGCUGGAGAGCCUGGUGGAGCCGCUGCGCGCCACGUGCACGAUGAAGGUGAAGGCCAACUCCGUGAAGCAGGAGUACGAGAAGCAGGACGAGCUCAAGCGCUCCGCGCUGCGCGCCGCCGCCGCGCUGCUGCAGAUACCCGACGCAGAUAAAAAUCCCCACCUAAUGGACUUCGUGACGCAAAUCAAAUCGUUCCCGGACCUGCAGCCGAUCUUCGAGUCCAUCCUGAAGGACUCGACGGGCGCCGGCGUGGACUCCAACCUCAUGGACCAGAGCUAGCCGCGCCUCGCCUGUGUUGACUGAAGCUGAUCGCAGAUUAGACCACAAGCGCCGUACGCAUCGAACGCAACACAUUUUUCAAUACAGUCAAGGUGGGUACGAUGGUGCUAAUUAGGGGUCGAGUUAUAUAGAUUUCUUGAACUACUAUUGGAUAACUAGAACGUCCCAUCCCGUCCGUUUUCCGACAGUAGAGAGUCCGACUGUAACCUUACCCACCUUGACUACUGAAAAUGUAAAUGACGUAAGCAGCACCACACGUCGAUCGCAUCGGACGCGCCGAACAAAAGCAGUUGUCGUUUGCUACAACGUUCGCAGUUCUAUACGCAAGGAAGUACUGAUGACGUCAUUAGCAUUUUCAGGAAAGAAGUGUCUGGCCACAAAUGGAUGUUCGAUAUUAAAAAAAUAUACAGUUUUUUAUUAAAUUUUAUUUUAUUUUAUUUAUAUUUAUUCGUGAUCAAUCAAUAUGCAAAAUAAUUUUUACAAGCUCAAUGUAGGUUUUGCAUAAAGACACUAGAGAUUCCUUAAAAUAUAAAUUAAAAAAUAUUAUAUAGUAAAUAAUUACAACAGUGUGUAUAUGUGUAGAUGUUCGAGUGAGGGUGUGUUUGUGUGGGUGUGUGUUUUUGUGUGAGUGCAUGCAUUUUUAAGAAUUAUAUUUUUGUUUGUGAUGAACCAGCAUGUAUUACCUUUUUAUUACUUUAAUUUUUAAAGAUGAAAUAAAUCAAAUUAUUUAAAUAAAUUUGAAAUUUAUUUCUUAAUGUAAUCUGUUCAGGUUUAAUUUUAAACGGAACAACUUCAUUUGACGCCAAAUAUUUCUUUUAAUUA